CUUCCUUUUGGCAUUGUUUUGCCGAAGUGUCGAAACAUAGAAGUAGAUAAGUGAAAACUCCCCCUUCACCGGCUCUUCCCGCCGGCACCGGAGACAAACAAUGUUCUUGUUAAACCCCCAACUCCACCAGCAAACCACCAUUUCCCCUCUCCUUCCAACCACCUCUUCUACUUCCCUAUGUAAAUCCCACCACAAAACCCAACCAUUGUUCUUCCGUAAACCCACUUUAUCAUUCCCUCAAUUCUCCCUCCGCCACCACCCCCAGCAACAAUCAUACACCAACGUCAACAGAGACGACGAAGGAUACGAAGAAGAAGAAGAUGAACAAGUACUCGGAGACUGCUUGGUUUUUGAAGAAGGCAUAUUCGAAGACCCUUUCAUUCAAAACGAAAUUCAGCUUGAAGCGCCCAAACCCUCCAAAAGGGUUACUAAAAUCGUGGUUCAACCGGAGGAUUUGGUUCCAGCGAACUGGAAAGACGUUCAGACAGAGAUUAAUAUCACGAAGAAAGAGAGGAGAAAGAUGGCCCAGGAAAUGGAAUUCGGGAGCAGAUUACAGAAGAGGAAAGACGGGUUAAAACCUAUACCGAUGGGGUAUGAGAGUAUGAAAGAGUACAAAGCUGCAAAACUAAGGGAAUUGAAGCCAGUUGUGUUGGAUAAUCCUCAAUUUUUGGUGGAAAAGAACGAAGGUGAUGACACCGAAGAUGAAAUUGACGAGGGUGAAGGUACCAGGGGCAUUAGAGUGACCCCUAGGAACCCUAAAAUGGCCGUGUAUGGCCGGAAUUUGGAGGAUAUUUCACGAUACUUGAACUCCGGCAUGUAUGAUCCUGAAGCUGCCAAAGAUCCAGAAGGUCCUCGUAAGUUAUUUUCAAAGGAGGAGAAAGUCCUUAUGAAUAGGCGGACUCCUGAUUUGGCGACUGCAACCUCUGAGAAAUGGCAACCUUUACACACUCUUGCUGCAUCAGGAGAAUUUUACCUUGUUGACACUUUGAUGAAAUACAACGUAGAUAUCAACGUCCCCAAUCAGGAGGGACUCACAGCACUUCACAAAGCAAUACUUGGCAAAAAGCAUGCCAUUUGUAAUUAUCUAUUGAGAAAUUCAGCUAAUCCAUUUGUUCGUGACAAAGAUGGGGCUACCCUUAUGCAUUAUGCUGUACGCACUGCAUCAACUCAAAUGAUAAAAAUUCUUUUACUUUAUAAUGUGGAUAUAAACCUCCAAGACAACUACGGGUGGGCCCCACUGCAUCUAGCUGUCCAAUUGCGUAGAACUGAUGUGGUGAGGCUUUUGUUGAUCAAGAAAGCUGAUAAGACCCUCAAAAACCAAGAAGGGUUGACCCCAGUGGAUCUUUGCCUUUAUAGUGGAAGAGACACACGAACAUAUGAGUUGAUAAGGCUACUAAAACUGCCACCCAAACCACGUAAAUAUGUUGAACUCAUGGAAUAGCAAUCUACUUCCAUCAUGCUUUGUUUGGCUAUCAUCAUCAUCAUCAUCAUCAUCAUCAUCAUCAUCAUCAUAACUUCGAUUGGUUGACCGUUGACCGUUGAACAAACUUGCUGGAUGCCCGAGCCACACAAUGCCAGGGGUAGGAUAGGAAUUAUAGACAUAUAUGGAUUAGUUUGUAGCUAAGACACAUGAAUAACAUGUACAAGUUUUCAUUUUUUUUUUGUUCUCCAAGCUUUGAGUUGACUUCUUAUGUAGGACAAGAGAAGACAAGUGGCCUUGUUGUGCAUAAGUCUUGUUCGAAAGGUGGGACAUGAACUUGCUCUCAAUCUGUGUCUGUGCAAAAGAUGUGAAUGCCCCUAUCAUCGAAAAUAGACUUGGAAUGUUUGCCAUGUCAUGUUUAGUUCCGGUCAGGUAUAAUAUUUACAAUAAUACAUUAUUAAUUCUACAUACAUUAUAAAUAUUGCUGUUCAAAACA
Messenger RNA from Lactuca sativa (garden lettuce), 1916 nucleotides. RefSeq names its product ankyrin repeat protein (gene AKRP). Gene Ontology annotation, molecular function: protein binding. Lineage: Eukaryota; Viridiplantae; Streptophyta; Magnoliopsida; Asterales; Asteraceae. The record is from RefSeq and is a predicted model, not a curated record.